AUGAUCCAUUCAGGAACAAAAGCCAUCAAACAAACACAAUCAAACUUCGUUCUCGUUCGUUGUCUUAUCAAUGUCGUACGUUCGCAACCAUACUACACCAAGCCGUCCCAUGAAAGAUCUCACAAAGCUACUACUGAGCUUCGCAAGCCAACACCUUUCGUCUCCAACGUUAAGCAAGCACAAGACCCAGAAGAAGCUCUUUCUCUGUUCCAAGACUACCAACAAAACAUUGGUUUCAAACACGAUUACGCUUCUUACUCUGCUCUAAUCUAUAAGCUCGCCCGUUUCCGUGACUUUGAAGCCGUGGAGACCAUUCUUGAUCAUGUACAAGACAGGAAUAUUCGUUGCGGAGAGAAAGUUUUCAUUGUUCUGAUGCAACAUUAUGGCAAGGCCAAUUUGGUGGACAAAGCUAUCGAGCUUUUUCGUAGAAUUCCUUCCUUCAAUUGUGUACGGACAUUGCAGUCCUUAAACGCUCUCCUUAACGUGCUUGUCGAUGGCGGUCGGUUUUCGGAGGCAAAUGACGUCUUUUAUCGUUCGUACAAGAUGGGUUUUCGUCCGAAUUCGAUUACGUUUAAUAUAAUUAUCAAAGGGUGCCUUCGGAAAGGUGACUGGGAAGAGGCAUCCAAGGUGUUUGAUGAAAUGCUUGAGAGAAGCGUGCAGCCUAGUGUGGUGACUUAUAAUAGCUUGAUUGGGUACUUAUGUAAAAAGGGUGAGUUGGAUAAAGCGAAGGGUUUGCUCGAGGACAUGAUCGAGAAAGGAAAGUGCCCAAAUGCCGUGACGUAUGCAUUGAUGAUGGAAGGUUUAUGUUCGGUGGGAAAGUAUAAGGAAGCGAAGAAGUUGAUGUUUGAUAUGGAGUACCGAGGGUGUAAACCAAAGCUCGUGAAUUUCGGUAUUUUGAUGACUGAUCUUGGAAGGAGAGGAAAUAUUGAGGAGGCAAAAUUGCUACUUAAUGAGAUGAAAAGGAGAAGGUUUAAGCCUGAUGUUGUUAUAUAUAACAUACUCAUAAACUAUCUGUGUAGGGAAGGUAAGGCAGUGGCGGCGCAUAAAAUUUUGACCGAAAUGCAGAUUGGAGGUUGUGAGCCAAAUGCGGCUACAUACAGGGUAAUGGUUGAUGGAUUCUGCCAGGUUGGGGAUUUCGAACGCGGUUUAAAGGUUUUGAAUGCAAUGUUGACAAGUCGGCAUUGUCCUCGUUUAGAAUCGUUUCGAUGCUUGAUUAUGGGCCUAGUAAAGUGUGGUAAUCUUGAGGAUGCCUGUUUUGUUUUGGAGGAGAUGGGAAAGAGGAAGAUGCAAUUCGAUUUGGAAGGUUGGGAUGCUUUAGUUGUAGAAGCUUGUGGUAGAAAUUCCGGUGCAGAUGGCCUAGUGACUGAACUGAUCACUGCAUUUUAGAAGAAAGAGAAGAUCAAUAUGAAGUUUUUUUUGCAGUCCCAUGGAGUUCGGCUUGGUGAACUUUGUGAUGGGAUCGGUGGCAUAGACGAGCUUGUGGAAUUGAAUUAAUCUGUGCCAUUGCAGAGCAUUGGGCAUGAAACAAAGCUUUGGUUGAAGGUGGAAGCUGGAAACUUUGAGAACUUGUUUGUUUGCGUUAAUUUAGCCUGUGAUCUCGGCUUUUCCUUUCUGUACAAAGCCAAGGUUUCCUAUACAAGUAAUGGUAGUUAACCAGCUGCAGAAACCUGUUUGAUUCAAACUUUAUUGCUGAAAUAAUGGAAACCAAGAAGUGUCUCUCUCCCAUAAAUUCAAGGGAAGUUCUUGUCAAACUCAUGGAGAAGGUGUGGCUUGAAUAUAAG
Molecule: messenger RNA, 1781 nt
Organism: Morus notabilis
Lineage: Eukaryota; Viridiplantae; Streptophyta; Magnoliopsida; Rosales; Moraceae
Product: pentatricopeptide repeat-containing protein At1g07740, mitochondrial
Exons: 1
Coding region: 1-1386 (461 amino acids)
Molecular function (GO): protein binding
Source: RefSeq, a predicted model, not a curated record